UAGAAUUUAGUUUAUUUUGACAUCGCGUUCGUGGCAAGUUGUGUGAUCGCGAAUAAUUAAUUGUUGUUAUUAUCGAGAAUUUGUAUUUUAUUUCUAUAAAAGAAAUUAUCAUAAUUAUUCGUUUGGAAGCUAUGAACACUUUAAGGCUUUUCGGGGGUGUAGAAGGUGGUGCAACACACUCUAACCUGGUGAUUUGCGAUGAAACAGGCAAAAUUAUUAGUAAAUCUAAAGGCCUUGGAACAAAUCACUGGAAUCUUGGUAUAGACGAGUGUGCAAAACGAAUUAUUCAAAUGCUCCACACGGCAAAGGAUGAAGCUGGUAUACCGAGGGACAAACCACUUGAUUCGUUGGGUUUGACGCUGUCCGGUUGUGAGCAAGAGAGCAGUAAUGCUGAUUUAGCUAGACGAGUCAAAGAGCUGGAUGGAUACAGCGCAGAUUCCGUCUAUGUAGCUUCAGACACAGCCGGGUCUCUCUUCACCGGCGCUCCAAAUGGUGGAAUGGUUCUUAUUGCUGGCACGGGAUCAAACGCGUUGUUGAGAACACCAGAUGGUCAACAAUUUGGGUGCGGAGGCUGGGGUUACCUGCUCGGCGACGAAGGAAGUGCGUAUUGGAUUGCCCACCGCGCUAUUAAAAUAAUAUUCGACGAUUGUGAUGGUUUUCGACCAGCUCCUCACUCGACAACAAGGCUUUGGGAGACAAUAAAAAGUUACUUCAAGGCAGAUUCGAGAGCAGAUCUAUUGCCGCAUGCGUACAAACACUUCGAGAAGUCAUUUUUUGCUGGUCUAACAGCAGAACUGUCAACACUCGCAGAUGAAGGCGAUGCUCUUUCCCAGCAUAUAUUUGCUGAUGCGGGUGCUGCACUAGCAUCGCACGUGGCUGCGCUCGCGUCUCGAAGCCAGAAUGGAACUAGGCCAUUCGAAAAUGGCUUGAGGAUUGUCUGCGUGGGAUCCGUGUGGAAAAGCUGGCAUGCGCUCGCGCCGGGUGCGUUGAGUGCGCUUGCUGCGAGACGGCUAAGAAUAGACUUAGAGCUAGUCCGUCUUCGCGUCUCAAGCGCAAUGGGUGCUGCCUGGUUGGCCGCUAAACACGUGAACUACAAUUUACCCCGAGAUGACUCGGCUUUCUGCGAAGUUUUCUACACAUACCGGGAGAACGGCCGAACAAAUAUUGAUGGGUAUGGAUGCGGUUGUAGCGAAUUUUGGUGCUAAAUCACUUGUAAAAAAAAUUGACUAUACGGAACAAACAAAUAAGGGUAACUAACGAUAAUUCUUAAUAGAUUUUACAUAUUGUAUAGUUUAACCAACCAUAUUUAUCUAUUCCGUCUAACGUAAACCGACUUCAAAAGAAGGUAAUCAUGAACUGAUGUACAAUUAUAAUUUGACAUUUGAAUAUGUAUUCAGGCUCCCAAGAAUGUGUGCUCAACUUCGUAUGUAGGUGCACAAAUUUGUAGGAAAUGAAUUAUUAUUCAUACUUAUUCCAACUUAGAUUCACAACAAAAUCGGUUCAGUAGUUUUUGAGGUACCCACGCAUUUCUGGAUUUAAAAUAUAAUGAAAUAAUACUGAUAGUAUUUGAGUCGGAUUUCAAAAAUAUUUGACAAAUAUACUGCAUUGAUCUUGUGAUAUUUAAUAUUGGAUAAAAACAUGAUACUAAAACGUAUAUCACUUAGCACGUGUAAAAUCUGUAUGCUCUUGUUAUAUGGUUUAAAGAGUCAUACUAACUAACCAUACUUGGUCAGGCUAUCUAGUAGUGUCAUAUAUACCUACUUUUAUGCAUUUUUUGCUGUUUAAAUUCAAGACACAGGAGCUGGCCUCCAUACAAAUUGACUUCGGAAAUCUAUUAAUUAUUUUGUUCUACAUAACAUUAAAUACUAGUUUACAUAUUACAUGCAAUUUAUAAUUAGAAUAAAAUUUCAUUUUUGCGCACAGAAUUUUUUAUUUUUUAGAUUUAGGUACUUAGUGUGCCAAAACAACGACGUAAUAUAAGGCUUAAUAAAUAAAAAUCAAUUGAAAAGUGUAUUAGAAAUAUUUUUAUAUUUAUUUUAUAUUAUUAUUAUAAUUAGAUUUAUAGUAAAUAUUGGAUAUUUGAUGUUUUUGAUCAUUUUUUGCCAAAUAAGAUCUGAAUUUUAGGAUCUGAUAUCGAAUUGUUGUAAAAAAUAUUAAAACAUAUAUUAAAUAUUUUAUAGAAAUAUAGUUCCUAUUUCUAAUAGUAUUGGAAUAAGGAUUAUCAUUUGAAAUUGUUAUAUUAUUGUGUAUUUCGAUUUAUAGGGACCAAUGUUUUAUUACAUAUCAUAUUUUAUUUUGGACCUCACUUAGCAUUAGAUUUAGAAUAAGUAAUCCCUUUAUAGUUAUAAAUAGUGUAUUGUAUUAGUUUGAUCAAAAUAAAUAUCUUGAAACAA
This is a messenger RNA of Pieris napi, 2393 nucleotides long. Its product is annotated as N-acetyl-D-glucosamine kinase. Lineage: Eukaryota; Metazoa; Arthropoda; Insecta; Lepidoptera; Pieridae. The coding region runs from base 132 to 1205 and encodes 357 amino acids. The record is from RefSeq and is a predicted model, not a curated record. The transcript has 7 exons. Gene Ontology annotation, molecular function: N-acetylglucosamine kinase activity.